ACUGUCGCUAUUUCCAGCUUUGCCACCUAAUCGGCAUAUACUCUGAACCCUUCCAUAGUAUUCCACGCCCAACUCUUGUGCUUGGAUCCUCUGUCUUCUGUGUCUCUGCUACUGCUUUUCGCUCAAAUUCAAUCGCUUCGUGUUCGAAAAUGGCAGCAGUAUCAGGGAAGGUUAUCCAACAUGUUCUGGUAGCACAUUGCUGCCAGCAGGAUAGGAAGUUAAGCACCCAAUACAGAAAGGAUUGUUGUAUCCCUUAUAGGCACAAGUUACUUCCUUACAUAAGAGGGAAGUUGGCAUGGACUGACAUCUCCACCAUGCAAUUGCGCACAUUCUCAAAAUUUAAUCGAGGAAUUGUUUACUGCAAUGCGGCUCCAUCUGCCACCAUCAUACCAUCUGUGGACAAAGGUGUUUUUCUCAAGCUUCAAAAUGGCAGUGAUAUUCGGGGUGUUGCUGUUUAUGGUGUUGAGGGUGAACCUGUUACCCUAACUGAACCAGUUACUGAAGCAAUUGCUGCUGCUUUCGCUGCAUGGUUGCUGGAUAGAAAGAAACCUGAUCCAUCGAAACGGUUGAAAGUUUCAAUAGGCCAUGAUUCACGAAUUUCCGCGCAGAAGUUACAGGAUGCAGUAUCUCGAGGGCUAGCAGGUGCAGGUGUUGAUGUGAUUCAGUACGGAUUAGCAUCCACACCAGCGAUGUUCAAUAGCACUCUCACUAAAAGUGAAGACUUCUUGUGUCCAGUUGAUGGAUCUAUAAUGAUAACAGCAAGCCAUCUUCCCUACAACCGAAAUGGGUUUAAGUUCUUCACUGAUGCUGGUGGCCUCGGGAAAGUGGAUAUCAAAGAUAUAUUAGAGCGCGCUGCUGAUAUAUACAAAAACUUCACAGAUGAGGGUCUGAGGGAUGCAGAAAGAAAAGCCGCAGAAUCUGUGAAAAGAGUGGACUACAUGACUGUUUAUACAUCUGAUCUGGUAGCAGCAGUUCGUAAAGCUGCAGGGAACGUAGAGAGGCCACUGGAGGGAUUCCAUAUAGUUGUUGAUGCAGGAAAUGGAGCUGGAGGAUUCUUUGCUGGAAAGGUACUUGAACCUUUGGGAGCUAUUACUUCUGGAAGUCAGUUCCUAGAGCCAGAUGGGUUAUUUCCCAAUCAUAUUCCUAACCCAGAGGAUAAGGAAGCAAUGAGAGCUAUUACUCGGGCUGUACUUGACAACAAAGCAGAUCUGGGCAUCAUCUUUGAUACUGAUGUCGAUAGAUCUGCUGCUGUUGACUUUAGUGGACGUGAGUUGAACAGAAACCGUUUAAUAGCCCUUAUGUCCGCUAUUGUUUUAGAGGAACACCCUGGGACUACAAUCGUGACAGAUAGUGUAACAUCAGAUGGAUUGACCACAUUUAUUGAAAAGAAGCUGGGUGGAAGACACCACAGAUUCAAAAGAGGCUACAAAAAUGUGAUUGAUGAAGCUAUUCGAUUGAACUCUGUCGGGGAGGAAUCACAUUUGGCUAUUGAAACCAGUGGCCAUGGAGCUCUUAAGGAGAAUCAUUGGCUGGAUGAUGGUGCAUAUCUCAUGGUCAAGCUUUUAAACAAACUCGCAUCAGCUAAGGCUUCUGGAGUAGGUGGGGGCAGCAAGGUUCUGACUGACUUGGUUGAUGGCCUGGAGGAACCAGGUGUAGCUGUUGAAUUGAGACUUAAAAUUGAUCAAAAUCAUUCAGAUCUUAAAGGAGGAUCUUUCCGUGAAUAUGGAGAGGCUGUGCUACAACAUUUGGCAAAUGUAGUUAAUUCCGAUCCAAAACUUCAGAAAGCCCCUGUUAACUAUGAAGGCGUGAGGGUGUCGGGCUAUGGCGGAUGGUUCCUUUUGAGACUCUCACUUCAUGACCCUGUUUUGCCCCUUAACAUUGAGGCACCAAGCAAUGAUGAUGCUGUGAAGCUUGGACUUGCUGUUCUUGCUGCCGUAAAUGAGUUUAAAGCUCUUGAUACUUCUGCACUGAACAAAUUUGUCCAAGUGUAGAUGAAGCUGCCCUCAUCGUUUUCCAUCAUUCUCUACUGCAACCAACCAUGCGGCCUCUCCAACGUGCUGAAGAUCUGCUUGUAACAUAUGUUGCAAUGAAAUCUUAGCUUGUUACUCUCAUGUCGCCAUGCAAAAACAAAAGAUAUAUAGUAUUUGAGACUUUUUAUUCUGGGAAGGGAAUAUAUUUCAUUUGGUACAAACUCUUGCUGCAAUUUUGGCUGAUUGGGUAGAUGACACAGCCCCAAAGCGUGAGAUUUGAAUAAAAAUGCUUCUUCCAAUGUGAUGAACCAAUUCCAGUUGAUGCUUGGAGAUUAUUUUUCCUUUACUAAAGAUGAUUACAUUUCCCCAGAAACCA
This is a messenger RNA of Sesamum indicum (sesame), 2346 nucleotides long. RefSeq names its product phosphoglucosamine mutase family protein. Gene Ontology annotation, biological process: carbohydrate metabolic process. The record is from RefSeq and is a predicted model, not a curated record. NCBI's taxonomy places the organism in Eukaryota, Viridiplantae, Streptophyta, Magnoliopsida, Lamiales, Pedaliaceae. Gene Ontology annotation, cellular component: chloroplast stroma. Gene Ontology annotation, molecular function: phosphomannomutase activity.